Messenger RNA from Drosophila kikkawai, 2103 nucleotides. The record is from RefSeq and is a predicted model, not a curated record. Lineage: Eukaryota; Metazoa; Arthropoda; Insecta; Diptera; Drosophilidae.
UUGAAAGCGUCUAAUUUCGGUGGAAGAGGUUAAGUUCUGUGAAAAGAAAAGUGAAAAUGAACGUGAAAUCAAAUUAUACAAACAUUACGAACGGCACAGCCAAGUGCAAGCAUUGCGAGAGAAUAAUAAAAACAAGUGGCAAUUCGUCGAACUUAUCCUCGCACUUGCGAAAUAAGCAUUCCGAAAUUUUCGCAACAUGCGGUCAAAAAAAGCUGUCAGCGACAUUUGAUAAAGUGGUCACAAUAAGUGAAUCGUUUAAGAGUGCUGCAGCCUUUAAAGAAAAUGGACACAAGACAAAGGAGAUCAGUGAAGCCAUUAUAUACAUGAUAUGUAAGGACAAUAUGCCAGUCCGAUGCGUUGAAAAAGAGGGCCUGAGAGGACUCCUUAAAAAGUGUGUGCCGCAUUUUAAAAUGCCUUCCAGAUCAACGGUAACAACAAUGAUUGAAGAAAAAUACAUCCAGUGCGUUGGAGCUGUGGUGAAAAUUCUGAGCAGCGUACAGGACUUUGCGUUUACCUGCGACGCCGUCACCAUACCAAACUCGACUCGCUCGUUCCUUACCAUCACGGCGCAUUUUAUUGCAAAUGAUUCGCUAAAUGCAAUCUGCCUUGCAGCGUCAAGAAUGGAUCAGUCGCAUACCAGUGAUUAUGUCUCCUUUUUGUUGGAAGAGACGUGCGCCGAAUUUCAAAUAGAUGCAAUUAAGUGGACAACUCUCACGACAGACAGCGCAAGCAACAUGAAGUGCGCUUCCAAACUGUUUCUUGGGGUAAACAAACAUGUGCCGUGUUUUGCCCACAGCAUUAACCUUGUAGUAGAUGCAACUAUCAAGGAGAUAAGUUCAUUUUCCACAAUCGUCGAUAAAAUAAAAAGGGUGGUCAUGCAUUUUAAACAUAGUCCAGCUAUGAUGGACCAACUAAGAAAGGCCCAAACGAAUGAGGGAACUCCCGAGGGAAAAAUCAAAACCCUCAUACAAAAUGUAGACACCAGGUGGAAUUCUUGCCUGGACAUGAUGGAGUCCUUUUCAGGCUUAGCGAACAAGGUGGCUCUUAUUUUGCUACAAAAAUCAGAACGUGUCAAAGGACUCCCCGAAAUGCUCAAUGUGUCAGAGCUAACGAUAUGUCGAGAUCUAUGUAGUCUCCUUCAACCUUUCAAAAAGGCAACGGAGCAAAUAAGUGGAGAAAAUUACGUGACAGUAAGUUUAGUAAUACCACUUAUAUCAAUGUUAGCAGAUAAAGUUAUAGCUCUGAAAAUGGAGACGAUUGAAGGCAUGCGAGCCAAGGAAGCACUUAUCAGAAUUUCUGAGAAAAAGUUUCAGCCGUUUAAGAAAAAUCCCAUUUUGGUUAAGUCGACCUUUUUAGACCCUAGGUUUAAAAAAAUGUAUUUGGAGCCUUUAACGGUUAAGGAUGCCAUUAGAGAUAUUUCAAUUGAAAUCAAUAACUUUACUGUUGAGGGAAGGGUUUCCGAUGUCGCAAAACCGGAUGAUGUAUUCGACGAUUUCAUGAGCUCGCACAAUAGCUCGAUCCUGAAAGAGGUUCGCAGUGCGUCUGAGGAAAAUAAGGAGCUGAAACUCUACUUCAGCUUGCCUCAAGCUGCGUGGGAAAGCAACCCUUUAGACGUUUGGAAGUCCCAUAAAGCGACCAUGCCGGGACUUUAUAAAGUGGCCCUCAAACAUUUAAUAACCCCGGGUAGUUCGGUGCCGUCGGAGCGGCUGGCAUCGGCUAUCAAAUGUGUUGUGUGCGACGCGAGAAGUAGGAUGACGGACAGACACAUAAAACAACGAGUAUUUUUGAAAUCUCUGAGUCCCAAAUAUUGGGUUUAAUUUUGAAUGUUAUGAAGUUAAGUGAAUAUCAUGAAGUUAAGUUUAACAUUGAAUGUUACAAAGUUAAGUUGAAUAUUGAAUUUUGAAUGUUAUGAAGUUAAGUGAAUAUCAUGAAGCUAAGUUUAACAUUGAAUGUUACAAAGUUUAAUUUUGAAUCUCAUAAAUUUAAGUUUAGUAUUGAAUCUCAUAAAUUUAAGUUUAGUAUUGAAUCUCAUAAAUUUAAGUUGAGUAUUGAAUCUCAUAAAUUAAGUUGAGUAUUGAAUCUUAUGAAGUUUAGUUUAUUUUU